Messenger RNA from Tetranychus urticae (two-spotted spider mite), 1920 nucleotides. RefSeq names its product serine/threonine-protein kinase RIO1-like. The record is from RefSeq and is a predicted model, not a curated record. NCBI's taxonomy places the organism in Eukaryota, Metazoa, Arthropoda, Arachnida, Trombidiformes, Tetranychidae. Gene Ontology annotation, molecular function: ATP binding; protein serine/threonine kinase activity.
UUGCGCCAAGUUUCUGUUAUUAAAGUCAGCCUUGCAAUUUUGUUUAAUUUGAUCUUGUUUUCUUAAUUUUUGUUUUGUUAAAAUGGACCAGGAAAUGUUUUAUCACGUUUUUGACUACCUACACACAUUAUCUGGACACGGAUCCUCUCAUGUAAAAGAUAAAUCCGAUCGUGCUACUGUUGAAAAAGUGUUGGAUAAAAAAACAAGAUUAAUUAUAUUCAAAUUAUUAAACUCAAAAAUUUUCGAGUUCUUCAAUGGGUGUAUUUCCACUGGAAAAGAAGCAAAUGUUUACCAUGCCACUUGCUGUAAUGGUAGUGAAAAGGCGAUUAAAGUUUUCAAAACCUCCAUAUUAGAUUUCGGAAAUAGAGAAAAAUACGUCUCUGGUGAAUUCAGAUUUCGUCAUGGAUAUUGUGGCUCCAACAGGAGAAAAAUGGUUGCUACUUGGGCAGAAAAAGAGAUGAGAAAUUUGACCAGAAUGUAUCAUGCUGGAAUCAAUUGUCCCCAGCCAUUUAUAUUGAAAAGUAAUAUUAUCGUGAUGAGUUUUAUUGGGGAAAACGGUAUACCAGCUCCACUUCUUAAAGAUGCCCAUAUCGGUUCAACUGCUCGACAACUCUAUUUGGAUUGCAUCUUAAUAAUGCAAAAUAUUUUUAGGAAAUGUAAAUUAAUCCACGCAGAUUUGAGUGAAUUUAACCUCAUGGUUUUCAACAAAAAACUAGUUCUUAUUGAUGUUUCACAAGCUGUUGAAUCUAAUCAUCCCAUGGCUUUUGAAUUUCUUAGAAACGCCAUUUCUAAUGUAAAUGCUUUUUUUAGAAAAAAAGGAGUUACAACUUUCACCAUUCGUGAAAUUUUUGAUUUUGUUAUCAAUCCUGAUCCUGAUAGUGAUGAUAUUGAAGAAAAUCUAAACCGCUCACUAAAAACUAUUGAAAAUCUUACUACAGAUCAACUUGUGGAAAGAGAAAAAUCUAACGAUGUUUUUAAGGAAUCUUUUAUUCCACAAAGAUUAGAUCAAGUCUAUGACCCAGAAAGAGAUGUUUUUAAUCCAGAAGCAAAUGUGGAAGCUCAGCUGUAUAAAGAAAUUAAAAUAAAUAUACAUCAGGCUGACUCCGAAUCCGAUUCUGAUUCUGGACCUAACUCAUCCUCCGAAAAUGAAAUGUACAAUAGGGAUUGUAAAAAAAUGAAAAAGGUUUCUCAAGCAAGACCUCGUGAUGAAUCACCUGCUAGUAGAAAGCUACGUAAACGUAUCGCAAAACUGGCUAAACAGGAGAAACGGGAAAAUAAAGUUCCUAAAUGUCUAAAAAAACAGAAGACAAAAAAAGGUCCAAAGAAAAAAUGAUAAUGAGAAUCAUGAAAUUAAAUCAAAGCGAGAAAUAUUGUUGGAAAUAACGAUUUAUCAAAUUGUUAAAAAUGAUUUAAUAUAUUUUUCCACAUGAACUUGGGGUGAUUGGACAGGAGGAGAUUCAGAUCGUUAUUCAAGAAUGCGAUAUGAGAAUGGUGUACAGUGUUGGAAUGGUCCUGCUCGAUCAGUUGAAGUUUACCUUAAAUGUGGCCUUAACAAUGCUCUGUUAUCGACAAGUGAGCCUUCGAGAUGUGAAUAUCGCUUUGAAUUCGAAACUCCUGCUCUUUGCAGACCAGAAAAUCAAAGUAAUUCUCAUGAGCAUACUGAGCUUUAAAAUUUGAGCAUUGAAAAUUUAAUGAUGAUAAACCAUCAUUCCGAACAAACAAACGAUGUCAUUUUUACAUCAAGUCCUUUUAAUGUGAUGGUUUUUUCCUUUUUUUCAAUGCACAUUCCUUCGAAUUGUUAAUAAUUCAUUUAUUUAUAUUCCUUUAAUUGUAAAUUUAUUUCCGGUAUUGAUUUGUCACUGGUUUGCUUCUGUUAGCUUAUUAGAUAUUUGAUUACAUAGCAAACUCAAAGAGAGGAAA